CGGCCGCGGCGGCAGCGGGGCCAUGGCCGCCGACGUGUUCAUGCGGCCGGCGCGGCUGCUCGGGGCGGCGGGGCCGCUGUCCCCCCGCACGGAGCCCGACGAGGACUCGUCGGACACGGACGAUGGCGGAGCGUCGCCGGGCGGGGGGCGGCGGUGCGGACCGCGGCGGGGGCAGCCCCCGGGCCCGCAGAUCAUCCACUCGGGGCACUUCAUGGUCUCCUCGCCACACAGCGAGCACCCGCCCAAGAAGGGCUACGACUUCGACACGGUCAACGAGCAGACCUGCCAGACCUACCAGUUCGGGGCGGCCCGCGGCGGCGGCGGCGCCGGCGGCCGCCUCAGCAUCGACGCGUCCCUCACGAAGCUGUUCGAGUGCAUGUCCCUGGCCUACAGCGGAAGGUUGGUUUCACCAAAAUGGAAAAAUUUUAAGGGAUUGAAGCUUCAGUGGAGAGAUAAAAUCCGUCUCAAUAACGCCAUCUGGAGGGCCUGGUACAUGCAGUACCUGGAGAAGCGCAAGAACCCCGUGUGCCACUUUGUGACCCCCCUGGACGGCUCCGUGGACGUCGAUGAGCACCGGCGGCCAGAGGCCAUUGCAACAGAGGGGAAAUACUGGAAACGAAGAAUUGAAAUAGUCAUUAGGGAAUACCACAAGUGGAGAACAUACUUCAAGAAAAGGUUACAGAAACACAAAGAUGAAGAUCUUUCAAGUUUGGUCAGGGAUGAUGAUGUGGUUCUCUGGCAAAAAAGAAGGUAUGGCAGAGAAACCCCUGUCCCCAUGGAGGAAGGCAGCCUCUUGGAUGCAGACAUGCUCAUGUCCGAGUUCACCGACACCCUGUUCUCCACACUCUCUUCACAUCAGCUGGUUUCCUGGCCAAAUUCCAGGGACAUAGGACACUUAGGAAAUGCUGACAUGAUUCAACCAGGGCUUAUUCCUCUCCAGCCAAAUUUUGAUUUUAUGGAUACUUUUGAGCCUUUUCAGGAAUUUUUCACGCCCAGUCGCUCCAGUAAUUAUUUCCCUUCCGUGUCUGCUGUCAGCUCAGCUACCACAGACAGCAGCAGCCACUCUUCCCAGUCUCCUGUCCUGCCGUCGGGUUCGUUGCCCAGCACGCUUCCAGCAGGGAACAUCAGCGAUGGACUGAUUCCUUCCUCAGUACCUGCUCCUGUCAUUCCUAACGUCGUUGCUGACCAGUGUUCCAGCAUUAGAAGUGGGGGAUCUUUCAUCCAGCCACCAGACUUCCCUCCUGACUCGUCUCUCAGCGGGCCACAAACUUUUAUGUCAGUGUUCCAGACGCCGCUGCCGCUGCUGCAGCCCACGAGCGCACAGCAGCCCGCGGUGCCGCUCAGCUCCAGCCUGAGCCCCGCCCCCGCCGCCUUCGCUGCUCCAGAAACCCCCAAGUUCGGCCUCUGUGAAUCCUCGGUCAUCACUCACACGGCUUCUGCCACGCUGACCCACAACGCCCCUGCCACCACCUUCAGCCAGAGCCAGAGCCAGAGCCUGGUCCUGGCCACGCAGCAGCCGGGGGCAGGAGUGCCUUGUAACCUGGCCUUCCAGACUGCUGUCGUGCAGGGACAGCCCCGGCCCCAGCUGCAGUCCCAGCUGACAUUUGCACUCCCCAAACCUGUUCCUCUGGCCAGUGCUGGGACGAGGCCCAAACAGUCACAAAAAAUAGUGCCUGCUCCGAAGCUUGAAACAGUGUCCUUAGUGGUAAAGAAUGCCUUCAUCACCCCAGCUGCCUUUCAGGGACAGUCCAGAGCUGUGAUUGUAACUCCAGCACCUUUAAAAAGAGAGGGGAUUUUGACGCCAGCCACGUCUCAGUCUAAUGUUGCAAUUGCACCAGCUGGAAUUGUCAGAGCUCCCGGGGUGACGGAGUUCCGUAGUAACAUUCUGGUUGGUCCAGCACAGCGAGCACCAAGUAGUCAACAAAGCCAGUCCACAGUCUCACAUCUCUUUCCUCCUAGUGUAGUCCAAGAUGUGUUGGUGAAAGGAGAGCACAUCCCUUCCCACUGUAGCAGUUCACAAGUUCCCUCACCUACGCCUAGCCGGGACUGUCAGAAUUCAGGCCAGGCUUCCCCCUGCACCUCUGAGCAGAGCCCCAGUCCACAGUCUCCUCAGAACAGCUGCUCAGGAAAACCUGUCACUGACCCUGCUGUGGCUGCACUUAAGAAUCGAAGGAUGAGGCAUCUUUCAGAACAAAAACGAAGGUCUAAUAUCAAGAUUGGUUUCAGUGCUCUGAACAGCUUGGUGUCAGCCAACUCCAAGUCGAUCAGCCAUGCCAUCACACUCCAGAAGACAGUGGAAUACAUUGCCAAGCUGCAGCAGGAGAGGAGCCAGAUGCAGGAGGAAACCAGGCGGCUCCGGGAGGAAAUCGAGGAGCUGAACGCCACCAUCCUUUCUUGCCAGCAGCAGCUCCCUGCCACCGGAGUUCCCGUAACGCGGCAGAGGUUUGACCACAUGAGGAAGAUGUUUGAUGAGUACGUGAGGAGCAGGACCCUGCAGAACUGGAAGUUUUGGAUUUUCAGCAUUAUUAUUAAGCCAUUGUUUGAGUCCUUCAACGGGAUGGUUUCCACAACAAGCUUUAAGGAUCUGAACGAAACUGCACUGGCUUGGCUGGAUCAGCACUGUUCUCUUCCUGUUCUGAGGCCAAUGGUGCUGAACACCCUGCGGCAGCUGAGCAGGAGCACCUCCAUCCUGUCGGACCCGCUGCGGCUGCCGGAGCAGGCGCGGGAGGCUGUGACGAAGGUGAACAAGAGAGCUGGGGAGACCUAACAACCAAAGACACUGAGGUGCUUGUCCCAGGGGUGGAGAACCUGCCAGGCCCUGCCUGCCCAGGCUCCUCCAGUCAGUGCACUUUAGAAAGGAUUCUCUCCAUCACCCGAGACAUUGUUCAGGGCACCUGGCCCUGCCUUGCGAAGAGGUGCAGGUGAUGCAGAACGUUUGGAUUCCUCUCCAGUGCUGUGCUGUGCUCUGUCAGUGAGAAAAAAACCACCAAGCUCAGGUAAACUCAGCAGGUUUGAGCCCUGCAGGCAGCAAUAGAUCUCCAUCAAUGCAUCCUUAUGCAACUAAUGGAACGCCCUCAGUUCUCUGAAGUGUAAAUCCUGUACACCAAGGAAUGUGCUCUUCAAGGGGAAAAAAUACUUCUGAUUUCAUGAAGCAAAAUGUGCUUUUUAUUUUGUUCUCUGGUAUUUGAUUCCAUGUGUUUUACUUGAAUAGUGAAAAUUGUUAAACAGGAUCAUAUGAAAAACCAAAGGAGAAGAAAAAUCUGUCAGUGAUGUCAACUCAUGGCAAAAAUACUAGAAUUAAAAUCUCAGGCUGUGUUUUGUGUAUUUUUAUUUUAAUGAGUGUAUCAUUGCAUUUGAUCAGUUUCAAUACAUGCUUUAUUUUCUAGUAAACAAAGUAGCUGAUUUUUUUUUUUUAAUAGCCAUUGCAAGGGAGUAGCAGGCUGUGCAGUAAGUGCAAGAGAGCAGUUUUAGAUUGUAUAAAUUCUGCAGUUAGGACAAAUACAUGAAUCUUAUAUCAGUUUAAUUAAUGAACUAUUUUCUUGCACUCUGGACAGUUCAGCUGCCAUCCUCACAAAAUGUGCACAUAUAAAUCACAUCCAUAGGUAAAUGUAGUAGCACUUCAGAGACAAGAAUUGAGUUUGCAAUGUUAAAAAAAUUGGCUUUUUUAUUAUCUCAGAAGCUAUAUCAAACCACACAGACUUGCAGUCAGUUCUUUGCUUCUUUGUCUUUUUUUGUUUCUUUUUGCCUUCUGUCUGAAAAACCUGAAGGACUUUGCUAGGCCUGGUCUGUAUGGGAAGGUUCUGUUCAACGAGAGUUAUAGAACAUGUAAAAAUAAGUUUAAAACUCAAACUACUGCAUAACAUUUUUCUGUGACAAUCUCAGCACAUACUGUGCUCUGCUGCAGUUCUGAGUCCCGUUCCAGCAGGGAUUGUCCAUCCCAUGACCCUUGUAAUUCCACUUAUGGCUUGAUCCUGAUUGUUCAGAGCUCUGCAAACAGUGGGAACACUUCCCUUGAGUAGUUUUCUUCCAGUUCCAAGGGAGGCUGGAGGUGCUGUGCAGCCUCUCACAGUGGGAGAAUGAGGAAUGACUGGAGCACUUGGGGGUUGCACACUCUGAAAUGGGCUCAGUAGGUUCUCCUUGGGGAAAGGAGCUUUUCUCAGCUUUGUCCCCAAUCUCCUCCACUUGCUGGGCCAAGGUUUGGAAGGAAACCAUGGGCCUGGGGAGUAGGGCUGAGCACAGGUGGAGGUUUUGUUCUUGUUUCUCCUUUGUCCUGAGUUCUUGCAGCUAAUGGUUUUCCUUGCAGUGUUCCUUCUGUGAGAGCAGCACUGUAGGAAGGACAAGGCACAAAAGGUGAGCCUCUCCCUGCAUGGAGGGACUGAGGACUGAAGGGGAAGGCAGAAUGGCAAUAUUGUACCAACACAGCUUCCUCUGUGCAGGCUGUGUUGGGGGACAUGCUUUUCUUUCUCUUUUUUUACAGUAGAUUUGACAAAUAAUUUGAAGUUUGUGGCACAUGUGAAAACCUGUGUCCCUGUGACAGAAGCAACAAAAUUUCAAGUCUCAGCCAAGGAAUGGUGUGCAAAGGUUGUCAUAGUAAUUAAAUAGUGAGUAGAUUUUCUGGAGGGAUCCAUUCCCAGAUCUUUCAUAAUGUUGUAAUCAAUUAAGCAAUAUUCUUUUGGAUACAUCUGGGUAAGAAGUGUUAAAUAAGUAAAUCAUUUUUUGAAUCAGUGCUUUCAAUCCUCCAAUUUUUAUCACUAGUUGUGAAUUUGACUCCAGUAAAAUCAUUUUACACUGUGAUAAGCUGGGGAUGUCCCUUAUGUCCUUUCCUUGGAAAGGACCUCACUGUCUCUUAAAAACAUGUGUGGGUUUCUAGCAAGAAAGCAGCAGGCACAUUGUCCAAGAGCUGGUGUUUUUGCUGACCUUUUCAGAUGAGCAGAUUCUCUAAUGCCUCCCCUGCAGUGUGGCCUCCUGCUUGUCAGCAGUGAUGGUGUGUGAUUUUUACCAUUUCUGGUAUCGGUGGCGUGGGAGUUCUGUCCCAUCAAUCACAGUGCAGUACAAUCAUCCUUCAGGGCCCAGGGGUGUCUGAAAAACUGAGACCCAGACAUCCCAUAUCUCAUGAAUGGAUUGGAAACUUAAAGCAACCUUUAAGGAACAGCAGGGGUAAUUCACCUGAACUGCCAAAAACUUUGUCCAUUCACAGUUUUGAUGUGGAUGGAAAACUCAUCCAGCAGAUUGCACCAUGAGCUGGUUACAGUUGGAGGGGAAGUUCCUGUUUAACAAAUUGUGGUGCAGAAACAAACUCAAAGAACUGUUAAAAAACUGCAAAUCUUUAAGAGAAAAGAAAUAAGUAUUGCUUAGUUAGGCAAGAGUGUAGGAGGGGGGAAAGGAAAAGUGAAAAGAUUCUUUCCACUAGUGCAAUUACAAGAAAUGAUGUGGCUACUCUUUGAAGCAGUGAUUCAAUAUGUUCUUGUCACCCUAUUAUUGCAGAUCAGAAUUCUUUUAUCAGUCAGCCUUGUGAGGAGAGUGGUUUCACUUCAUUUGGGAACACAGGAGGAAAAAAGCUGGUUUAUGUCUCACAUCUGAACAGUAGAACCACUAAAGAUUGGUAUGGAAAGAGAUGGACCACGUAUGUAUUAGUUCCUGAAUAGUUUUCCACUUAGACUAAGGUGUUUAAACAUAAAUCAUUCUUUCUUACCCAUGGAGGAAUUGAAAUACUUUAUUUUUUUCAAAGUUUUGUAAUUUAAGCACUCUGAUUUCCUCAGUGUCACCAAAGUAAACAAGCCAAACACACAGUGCCUAUAGUCUGCACAGAAUUGCAGGUGCUGCACAUCUGUCUGGUACUAAACUUUUGGAGAACCCCCAUAGAACUGAAUACAAGUUAUGUUCUAUCAAAUCCAACGUGUUUCACUCAGUAAAGGAGUGUCUAAAUAACUUACUUAUGGCCUGUGAUAUGCACAAAGUCUUUAUGGGAUUGUCUGCUGGUUCCUUCUUACCUCAAACUGUAUUAAUUGGUAUAUUGUAGAUGGCCCCACCCCAAAGACAAAUUCUGGAGAACUUGGGCAUUAUCUGGUGUAGUUAUUAGCUUGUAUUGUAGCUAUUGGCCUCCUUUUAGCAGGAGGAGUAAGGGGUGAAGCUCCAGGAGCAAACUAGAAUUGAAGGAAUUUCUGAGGAGGAUCAGAGACAAGUGCACACUUCACCAUGACAGUCUGAUCUCUGCACAAAACCAAAGGAUUCCUGGUUAAUACCAUGUGACCUGACUGGAAUGUUCUUCCAUGCUUUUCUAGACCCCUAGAGAAGGCUUCCUUGGAAGAAGGGGCUACCAGAAUGUUUCCAUCUGUGCCUUAGAUCUUGGUGUCACGUGUGCAUUUGAUCAAUCAUAAGUCACCCAUUGUUCCCCCUAAACUGAUGCUGUGUGGAAAAUUCAGAGAAUGGAGGAAGUGGGGCUUCCCUGGCUUUGUAGAGGGUUUUAUCUGUGAGGCAUUACUGUGACUCUUUCAGACUGAGGUUGUGAGUAACUGUUUCUAUGUUUGGAAAAAAUUGCAUCUUCCCUGCUGAAUCCACCCCUCUCCACUGUCAUGUGCAGAACACUUGUGCACACAGGGACAUAAUCUCUGCUCUGCCAAACCCAGGAAACAGGCAAGGCCUUACUACAUCUGAGAUAGAAAAAGAUGUCUUUGAAAAGACAAAGGGCUGUCAAAUGUAUUGGAAAACUGCAUCCCUUUGUAUCUUCAGGUUUUUUUACAUUCCUCUGUGUGUGUGUGUGUUCACAUCUGGUAGAAGGGACAGGGACAGGUAAAUUUAAUUUUGCUUGCUUUUAAAGCCCAAAACUCCUAAAAAGGAGUUUGAGAACAGGAGAGAGAAGCUCACUGCAGAAAUGUUCAGUAAGGUAAUGCUUACUUGUAGGCUGUUUCACUUUCUCAGUUUCUGGAGUGGAUAGUUCUUGCCUUGAUGUUGUCAGCUAGAAGGUAUUGCUGAAAAUUGAAUGGGUUUUUCACUGUUUUCUCCUUUUUCUUUCCAUUUUUUUGGUUCCUUCCCGCAUUUCUUGCAUGGAAAACCACCAAGCAACAAAAGGCUGAUGACAUCCAGUUGAGGUUCUUUAGGGAUUCAGUCACACCAGUCUGGAGGACUGUGGACAACUGUUGAUAACUUCUAGGAGUUUCUUUAAUUAGGUGAGACAUCAGGAGUUUUUCUGUUACUCUUCAAUUUUUACACUUGAGUUGCAGAGGACAUUAUUUGGUUUGUGUUUUUUUUUUAAUAGGACUCCAGUAUUUUUCCCACAUCAUCGGUUAAAGCUCUAGUUGUCUUUGGUUUCAUUCUUGGUUGGAUUUUCUGCUCAUAUACUGUGUAGAGCAGAAGUGGUAGAACCAAACUGUAGCUUUAUCUGUAAAACUUGAGUUCUUCAGUUACAGUUACAGUAACUUCAGUUACAAAGAAACACACCUUUGGUAUAUAAUGGAAUUAAUUUCUAGCCACUCUCUGAACUUUUUAUAUCUGAACUUUUCCAACAUGAAUAAGGUUUUCAGUCAAAAGAUAUCAAUGUUUUGAGCAAGCCUUUUAACAAUACACUGAAUAAAUAGAUUGUUUUCUUCUUCUAACCUUGUAUUUAAAUGUGUUUUAAGUGAAUGGAAUUCAUUCUUGUUAAGAAAAAAUGAUUAAAAAAAAAAAAGCUUGAAGGUAUGAGGACUUCAGGUUGUGCUCUUGCUUUGCUUAGGUUUCCUGUUCUGUUGCAUGACAACUUCUGUUGUGCUGUUGAUAUGUAGCACUUUUCAGUAGGUCUGUUAAAUUGUGCAAUGCAUUUUUUUAUAUUUACAACCAAAACAAUAAAGGAUAUUUUUUGGAAGAAA
Molecule: messenger RNA, 7841 nt
Organism: Haemorhous mexicanus (house finch)
Lineage: Eukaryota; Metazoa; Chordata; Aves; Passeriformes; Fringillidae
Gene: MLXIP
Product: MLX interacting protein
Exons: 17
Coding region: 23-2767 (914 amino acids)
Biological process (GO): regulation of transcription by RNA polymerase II
Cellular component (GO): nucleus
Molecular function (GO): DNA-binding transcription factor activity, RNA polymerase II-specific; RNA polymerase II cis-regulatory region sequence-specific DNA binding; protein dimerization activity
Source: RefSeq, a predicted model, not a curated record